Fibroporia radiculosa is the source of this 333-nucleotide messenger RNA. RefSeq lists its product as uncharacterized. The coding region runs from base 1 to 333 and encodes 110 amino acids. NCBI's taxonomy places the organism in Eukaryota, Fungi, Basidiomycota, Agaricomycetes, Polyporales, Fibroporiaceae. The transcript has 2 exons. The record is from RefSeq and is a predicted model, not a curated record.
AUGAAGCGUUGGGCAACUCGGCUGAAGACAGCAUCUCUCACCGUCUUACAUUCGCUCGCUUUUUGCUGCGUUUGUGAGUACGACGAAGACUACGGCGGAUCGCGUUCGCAGAUUCGGCCGAUAGAGACCCGCCGGUUUACGAACUUGGAGGACGAGCUGUAUUCGCUCCCUGUGCUACCGCAGCAUUCGGCGAAGAAGCCCACUCAGCCGCCCCCUCAGCCGCCCACUCAGCCCGAUCUCACAUUACAGACUCGUCUGAGACCCCGACCAACGAGCAUCCCUCCUGCUUAUUGUGUGUCGGCUCCUGUUCGUCAGUUCUAUGCCGGACUGUAG